AUCACCCCCCAACGCAUCACGGCCCACGCCCUCGUCGCCGCCUUCAACCGCAUGGACAACGCCGCCAUCAUGGCCGUGCGCGCCCCGCACUGCCUGCGCACCUUCCACCCCAAAUCGCUCAACCUGCCGCCGCAGGACAACGCCGCCUACAAGCGCAACCUCGACAGCAUGGCCAGCGUCUUCGCCAACUUCUCGCUCACCGUCACCGACGUGGUUGAGGACGUGGUGGCGCGGAAGAUCAGCAUGUGGCUGGAGGCGCGGGGGGACACGGCGGCGGGCGAGUAUGUGAAUGAGUAUGUGUGGAAUAUGGAGUUUGAUGAGGCCGGGCAGCAGAUUGUGGGGUGGAGGGAGUUUGUGGAUGUGGGGAUGGCGAGGGAUUUUUUCCCGAAGUUG
Molecule: messenger RNA, 393 nt
Organism: Mytilinidion resinicola
Lineage: Eukaryota; Fungi; Ascomycota; Dothideomycetes; Mytilinidiales; Mytilinidiaceae
Exons: 1
Source: RefSeq, a predicted model, not a curated record